AGGGUUUCUUCAUGAUGAUGACCUGAUGCUUAUUAGUAAUGGAAUUGGCAUUAAGUAUCCGGAAGUUGCAGUACGUCUUGGUCUUACAUGGACCGAUGUGUCAUCAGCAAAAACACAGCAUCAUGGCCAUAUUUUUUAUUCAUCCAUGGAGCUGUUGACCAAAUGGCGACAGCGGCAGACUCAUUCUACGAAUCAACUCCAGAUGAUGUGUGAAGCGUUGGAACACGAAGGAUUUUCCUCUGUUGUGAAGCAACUACGACCUAAUGUGGAAGCAUCUUCAGUUCUUUGUGAAGUUUGUUUGGAUGAUAAAACAUUGCUUAGUAUUUGCGAUGAAAUGAAAAGUGAUUGGAAACUUGUGGGUGUUCAAUUAGGACUGCAAUUAUCAGAAAUAGACUGCAUAGAAAAAGACAACAAACCUGUGAAGAAUGCAAUAAUGAAAAUGCUUGUGUCUUGGAGGGAUAAACAACCAUCCAACAUCAACCAACUAACUACAAUGAGUUCAGCUCUUGCUGAAAGGGGAUAUAGUCGGCUUUCUGAUCAAUUGACAGGCAACUGGAAUUAUGAAGAAGUAUAUUCAGAUCAUCAACCUUCAGCAUGUGCUUUAUGCAGUCUCUGUUCUGAUGAUGAAUUCUCGCUGCCAAAUCUAUCAAACGUUCAACACGAGUGUACAAUGGAUGAGCAAGACUUCCGAGGAAUUCUGUUAGAAAUAUCUAAAAAUUUGGAUGAAGAAGAUCUGUGGGUUUUAAAAGUUGCGCUCACUGAUCUCAUCAAAGAUGCACACACACAUGUUGAAGCAAAUCAGGCAACUCAACUCUUUGAGAGUUUGAUCAAACAAAAUGUCCUGAGCCCAAAUGACAUGCGCAUUCUGCCUGAAGUAUUCCAGUUAACAGGUUUAAAUUAUUUGCCGCGAAUCAUCAAAGGAUGCCCACAGGUGAAGGACAUUCCAAUUACUUUCUUUUCCAAGUUCCGCCAGUCUGUAGUUGCCUUUGGAAGAGCGCUAACUGCCAGCCUUACAAGAGAGAUCGAAUAUACAUUUUUUGGUACAGAAAAGUUGUACAAGAACAAAUGGGAUCUGAUGAUGAAACUGGAAAUGAAUCUUAAACUUUGCAAUAAUGACAAAUCAAUAGAGAGCUUUAAAGCAAAAUUCAGUAAUCAUGUAGCAAAUAAGCUAAGAUAAAUCUAUCCAAAUACUACAAGAGCUGAAAACAAUGCUUAUAAUUGCAACUUUGGGAAUUAUACUCUAUAUAAGGGUAAUCCAAAGAACAAUGGUGGAUAUAUAUAUAUAUAUAUGUAUAUAUAUAUAU
Molecule: messenger RNA, 1304 nt
Organism: Anneissia japonica
Lineage: Eukaryota; Metazoa; Echinodermata; Crinoidea; Comatulida; Comatulidae
Exons: 4
Coding region: 26-1177 (383 amino acids)
Biological process (GO): signal transduction; regulation of apoptotic process
Molecular function (GO): protein binding
Source: RefSeq, a predicted model, not a curated record